AUGAAGCGCCGGGUGUCCCCGCUCUCGACCACCGCGCACCGCCUCCCUCUCCUCUCCGGUGCGGCAGUCCGGGCCCCGAGCGCAGAUCCAUUAACGAGUACCGAGGAUGAACAUCAACAGCACGUUCACAAGCACCAAAACCGCUAUCACCGAAAACACCACGCAAGUCUGGACAUCCAAGGCCAUGGCGCAGCGCUGCGGGCCGAGGAGAAGCGCUCUCACAGGCGGCUCUGCUGCGCUCCACGGUCUAGCCGCUUUUCCUCAGAACCAUCGAGUAAUCCACCAUUACAGAGAAGAAAAGGGAAAAAGAGAUGCCCCUACGCCUCUUCACGCUACGUCCUGUAA
Messenger RNA from Knipowitschia caucasica, 345 nucleotides. NCBI's taxonomy places the organism in Eukaryota, Metazoa, Chordata, Actinopteri, Gobiiformes, Gobiidae. The record is from the annotation of a GenBank genome assembly.